GUCGAGACGGCAGCACCAUGGAGAGCUGCCGGGCGCUAGCGCUCUGCGCCGUGGCGGCCGCGCUGCUGCUGAGUGCCCGCGGGCAGGGGCCGACCCCACCGCGCCGAGCCCGCGACCUGGGGUCCCCCGGCGGCGGCGGCGGCUCUUCCCGGGAGAAGGAGCUGAUCGAGGCGCUGCAGGAGGUGCUGGAGAAGCUGAAGAGCAAGCGGGUCCCGCACUACGAGAAGAAGUUCGGGCAGGUGCCCAUGUGUGACGCCGGGGAGCAGUGCGCCGUGAGGAAGGGGGCCCGCAUCGGGAAGCUGUGCGACUGCCCCCGGGGGACGUCGUGCAAUUCCUUUCUCCUCAAGUGCCUGUGAGCGGGGCCCCCCGGAACGAGCCGCCGGGAGCGCAGGCACCGAAGUCUCCUCGCCCCAAUGUGCCGACCCGGGCCGGCUUGUCCGCCCUCGAAACGCAGCGAGAAGCCCCCGCGUCGCCUGUGUAACGCCGCCCGUGACAUCCGAAAUCCAUGGAGCUGUUUUCUUUCUCUCCUUCUCUCUCCCUUCCCCUCCUUCCCCUCCUUCAUCGUCUGACUUUGUCCGUCCAGGAAACACCCAGCCCGUGCCUUGCCGAGUAGAGGUGCCGGUACCGGGAGCUGCAGGGUCGUACCGGUGCGGUGCAGAGCCGAGCCGUGCCCGGGAGCGGGGCUGGCGCCAUGCCGUGGCCCGGGGCGCCCGGAUCCUUCCCGUGGGGCCGGCGGAGGGGCCGGGGCCUGGGGAUCCCCCGGGUGGUGGCGGGGGGAGGGUGUGUGCGGAGAGCCCUGACCCGGCCGAAAGGUCCCAGCUCGGCACACCCCUGGGGGAGCGGCGUUUGGGGACCGGCGGGAGCCUGGCUGCGGGGUGCCGGCGGGAAUCGGUUGCUUUACCGGAGCUACCACGGAGAGAAAGCUGUCUGGAUCCGUUGCAAACUACUAGGGGAUAUCCUAAUCAUCUAGACCAAAUUGCUCACGUUUCUACAAUGAACUGACAUGCAGAACGAUGUCUGUCCUCCAUAAAUACACUGUGUUUUAGCAAACUCAUAAUGUGUUUUAAGCCUUUGUCUCCGUUAAUAAAGCCACUGUUCUGAU
This is a messenger RNA of Strigops habroptila (Kakapo), 1102 nucleotides long. It is a transcript of the gene CARTPT, whose product is annotated as CART prepropeptide. Lineage: Eukaryota; Metazoa; Chordata; Aves; Psittaciformes; Psittacidae. Gene Ontology annotation, molecular function: neuropeptide hormone activity. The record is from RefSeq and is a predicted model, not a curated record. The coding region runs from base 18 to 356 and encodes 112 amino acids. Gene Ontology annotation, biological process: G protein-coupled receptor signaling pathway; adult feeding behavior; negative regulation of appetite. The transcript has 3 exons.